This is a messenger RNA of Dissoconium aciculare CBS 342.82, 957 nucleotides long. RefSeq lists its product as uncharacterized. The record is from RefSeq and is a predicted model, not a curated record. The coding region runs from base 1 to 957 and encodes 318 amino acids. Lineage: Eukaryota; Fungi; Ascomycota; Dothideomycetes; Mycosphaerellales; Dissoconiaceae. The transcript is spliced from 2 exons.
AUGGCAGGAUGGGGGCAGAAGAGAGCGUUCCUCUUCAGCCAUCCUCGGACGGCUUCGAAUUUGUUAACGCGGAUUCUGUCGGAUCAGCCUGACUGGCAGGUUGCGGAUUAUCUCUUCUUCGAUGCGUUCCAAUAUACCCGAGACGCUUUCUCAGGCCGUCGUCUGGAGGAUGUUCCUCGAGUGUCAAGAGAAGAGCACGCCGAGCUUAUCAGCAAUGCGCAGGAGCAGCUGAAAGCGGCACUGCAAGUUGCAAACGAACAGCGUAAACACAUUCUGCUAAAAGACCACGCCCAUCUAAUCACCUCGGUGGACAUCUUGUACGGCGAUGGCAAACCCACCCGGCACGACUCGCCAUUCACCGACAGUGACGACGACGACAGAAGCUCCCGAGAACCCUUUCCCGAAAACCCAACAGUCCUCUCGAACGAACAAAUGCUCUCCUGGCAGCCCAUAAUCCUCAUCCGCAACCCGAUCCUCGUCUUCGAGAGCUGGCUGCGAGCCGAAGGCGCCCCCUUCCCGGAUUUGGAAUCGCGGUACGCCGAGAUCUACACGACGAUGAGAUUCCAGCGCUAUAUUCUAGACUGGUACAAAACGCAGGCUGCGGGCUGUAUUUUGAAGCCCAUCGUUUUGGACGCAGAUGAUGUAAUUGAAAGAACAGAUGCGCUCGAGAAGCUGUGUGAGCUGUUGGGCAUGGAUCCCGCGCGGUUAAUGUUUGAGUGGAAGCCGACGCCGACGCCGAAGAAGUUUGCGGGGAAUGAGCGGUUCAAGCGCUUUUUGAGGACCAUCCAGGAGUCUGUGGGAAUUGAUCGGGCGAGGACGUCGGCGGGCGUCACGUUAGAGAGUCGACAGGUGCAGUGGAGGGAUACUUUCGGGUCAGAGCGUGCGGAGGUUUUGGCGAGCAGAGUUCGUGAGGCUUGGCCUGAUUACGAAUAUUUACGAGCGGUGAGGACUCGGUGA